UGGUCACGAUUUGUGAUUUGGGAAUAAUUUAGCGAAAUUAUUUUAUUGAAUAAUUUAAUGGCUGGGUUGAAUCUGUAAUCGAAUAAUUGUAUAUAUUUCUCUGAUUAGAACAACAGUGGUUUUAGUUAAAGCUUCAGUGACACUUUUAUCGUCAAUAAAAUGAAUGAUAACGAAAAGGAAGAGGCUGCUAAUUUGAAAGAGGAGUUUGAAUGGGUUCUGCGUGAGGAGGUACAUGCUAUAUUACAUCAACUCCACACAGUGUUAGUGGAGUGUGCACACAGAUUCCCUGUGCCCCUGUAUGGGAAUGAAGGACAGAAACAGGAUAAGUUCAUUCUGACAUCACAGCCUGAACAGCUGAAAUGUAUUGUUACCCUCACAGGUGACAGUAUCACACAUGCAGAUAUAAGCUUCAAAGUUUUAAGGCAAAUGCAUUCAAUAUGUCGUACAUCCAUCAACCAAGACGGUCCGUGGAAACUCCAACAGAUACAAGACGCGGCUAAUCAUUUACAGCAAGCUAUUGGCUAUAUUGAUAAUGUUGAUAAACAUUAUGUAUUCAGGUGUUCGGAAGAAGUAUUGCACAUAAUCCAAUGUCUGAUUGGCUCCUUACAAAGAGCACGUACUGCACUAGUGUUACCAAAGAAAAAAGCUAUUGACGAGCUUAUGAAGAGCAGAAAUAUGGUAAUUAAAGCCCUAGCGCCGAAUCUGCCAGAGGACCUAGCGAUAUCAUUCUACAUCCAGUCGCACAAGUUGAUAUUCGUGGCGUACCAACUUAGUUCCGUGCAUGGAACGAUGCGCAUAGAUUCCUGUCAGGCGGACUGCGCGGUGCCUUGGCUGAGUGAUGUUCUGUUUAUGCUCACUGCCGCCUUGCACAUGUGUCAGCAACUUAAAGAUAAGCUGUGUGUGUUCUCUCAAUACAAAGACUUCACUGUCGGGUCAAGAUCUGCGUCAAUGGUUCUAAACUAACACAACUAUAUUAUAGAAGCUUCUUACCUUGAGGUCGCUUGGAUCAGUCUGAGAUAUAUCGUUUGUUAAAAUAAUAAUUCCUUCUCUUUCACUCAUACGAAGACCGAGAGGGAUAACAUGAUGUAUCCCAAACUGACACAAAUGUCCCUAGCUCUAUUACAUCAACAAUAUUAACUUUUUUAAUCUAUUUCCCUAAAAUUACUCUAAAAAUCUUCUUGAUUAUUAUACCUUCUCUAAUAUCUUAAUUCCCUAGUCAUAUUCGAUAUUUGAAUCCUAAUUGUGAAUGUUGUUGAUGUAAAAGGUCAGCGUUUCUCAAAUUGUG
Aricia agestis (brown argus) is the source of this 1285-nucleotide messenger RNA. RefSeq names its product protein rogdi (gene rogdi). The coding region runs from base 160 to 963 and encodes 267 amino acids. The record is from RefSeq and is a predicted model, not a curated record. Gene Ontology annotation, cellular component: RAVE complex. NCBI's taxonomy places the organism in Eukaryota, Metazoa, Arthropoda, Insecta, Lepidoptera, Lycaenidae. The transcript is spliced from 7 exons.